GUACACUGAUGUCGUGCAGAAAGCCCUGGAGGUGAAAGAACACAGGAAAGAGGAGCUGGGUGCGGGCAAGGCCAACGAUGAAGCCGCAGGACAUGCAGUGGUCGAGAGCGAGUCCGAGGAGGACGAAGCUGCGAAGCAGCUGAAGCAGCUGCAUGCGGAUGCACAAGCGUCGGGCUCAUUGGAGAUGAACCUUGGGACGCUUGAGGAGGAAGACAAGAAAAAACCGAAAGGAAGGGGAGCCAAAGCCAAAGCUGGCUCGAAAGCCCGCAAGGAGUCCCCAAGCCGACUCAGCCGAGGUGGCCGGUCCAGCACGACUGGGAAGGACAAGGAGAAGGAGCUUCAGUUGGACGAUGCGAACUUGAGCAAGCUGGCCGGCAACCUUGCUCGCAUCGCGCAGCGCAUCAACAAGAUUCCUGAGUGCUUCUUGAAAUUGAACCCGGAGUGCUUCACCGUCGCCAACGGCCGUUCGGUGGACGCGGCGAGGCGGAUGCUCACGCAAAUGGAGAAAGAAGGCGACAAAAACCAACAUCUCCUUCGACCUUACGUGGUCGCAGCCGAAGCAGCCACCCUCUUGUCCGUCAAGGAUGGCCUAGACAAGGUCAAAAGGAUGACCAAAGCCAACAGGCUCAUGCACUUGGAGGCAAUCAAGGCUGUCAGCUGGGACGUGCCGGUGCAAGUGCAGUGUGCUCACACCGUGGCCGAGGUUGAAGCAGCUUUCGAGGACUUGUUGCAGAGCUGUGCCGCCUCCAGCUCCAACUCCAAGGAGUCCAAGGAGGCCAAGGUUGAGAGGAUCAUCGCAAAGAUUGCCCUCACUCCCAAUUCGGCGGCCACCUUCGAUUGGAAUGAGCCCACAUUCGACGGCUUGCUGACCGGCUUCCAGGCACUUCUGGAGAGAAGCAAGCUUUUCGGUGACGGGAACACGGACGUGGAUGACGAGGCAGCUUCCAUGGAGGCACGGCAAUGUUUCGAGUGUCUAGUGAGUCGACUGCACUUAGUGACUUAG
This is a messenger RNA of Symbiodinium sp. CCMP2592, 1003 nucleotides long. NCBI's taxonomy places the organism in Eukaryota, Dinophyceae, Suessiales, Symbiodiniaceae. The record is from the annotation of a GenBank genome assembly.